This is a messenger RNA of Ostreococcus lucimarinus CCE9901, 618 nucleotides long. RefSeq lists its product with no specific name. Gene Ontology annotation, cellular component: RNA N6-methyladenosine methyltransferase complex. The transcript has a single exon. Lineage: Eukaryota; Viridiplantae; Chlorophyta; Mamiellophyceae; Mamiellales; Bathycoccaceae. Bases 1 to 618 code for a protein of 205 amino acids. The record is from RefSeq and is a predicted model, not a curated record.
AUGUACGAACACGAACAGUUCGACGUCAUCAUGAUGGACCCGCCGUGGCAGUUGGCCACGGCGAAUCCGACGCGCGGGGUGAGUUUGGGAUACUCGCAAUUGACGGAUCAGCACAUCGCAGACUUGCCGUUGCCGCAAUUGCAAAAGAAUGGGUUGUUGUUCGUGUGGGUGAUCAACGCGAAGUAUCAGUGGUGCCUCAAUCAGUUUAAAAAAUGGGGCUACGAAUUCGUGGACGAGAUCGUGUGGGUGAAGGUGACGAAAACGAGACGACUGGCGAAGUCACACGGCUUUUAUUUGCAGCACGCGAAGGAAGUGUGCCUGGUCGCCCGUCGAGGAGACGCGCCGCCGGGAUUGAAGAACAGAGCCAUCGGGAGCGAUAUCAUCUUCGCUCCUCGUCGCGGGCAAUCGCAAAAGCCGACGGAGAUUUACGAGCUCAUCGAAGAGCUCGUGCCGAACGGGCGGUACUUGGAGAUUUUUGCGCGUAAGAACAACCUGCGCGACUAUUGGGUGUCCGUCGGGAACGAGGUCACGGGGACUGGUUUGCCUCCGGACGACGUCAAGGCGUUCGAAGAGCGCGGGCACAUUCCGUCCGCGAAAUACGGCGCGUCUAAUCGAUAG